CUUGCAAAAAAAAAAAUGUUUUGCCAAAGUUGCUUCAAACGGACUUUGACAGUGAGGAGGAGCUUGAACAUCAGAUAUUUAAAGGAGAGUUUGUCUCGUCUACAACUGGAAAACACAAACGAAACAAACAUCUCUGCUGUGAUCUACAGAGGACAGGUUGAGAAGAUGGCAAUGUUUUUGUUGUUGGUGGCUCUUAUCCCUGUUAUAAUGGGAUGUGAGUGUGAUCGUGAUGUAGACAAGCCGAUCAACUGUUCUGACCUUUAUAAAGCAGGACAAACAGUCAGUGGGAUUUACUCCAUCUAUCCAGCAGGUGGCGCUCCUGUCUGGGUUUACUGUGACAUGAUCUCAGAUGGGAAAGAUGAAGACAACGGAGGAUGGACGGUGUUUCAGAGGAGAAUGGACGGCAGUAUUAAUUUCUAUCAGCCGUGGAAUCAGUACAAGAGAGGAUUUGGGAAUGUGGAGAGCGAAUACUGGCUGGGGCUGGAGAACAUGCACCAGCUGACACGUAACAGGAAGUACAUGCUGAGAGUGGAUCUGGAGGACUUUGAAGGAAGGAAAGGUUUUGCUCUAUACUCAUCCUUCUCUGUGGAUUGUGAAUGUGCAGGAUAUCAGCUGAGUGUUUCAGGAUUCACUGAUGGAGGAGCAGGAGCAGGGAAUUGGCAGACAUUUUGGAUCUUUCGUAAAUGUGAAUACAGCUGCUGGAGGAUUUUUCCAAGAUUGCUACAAAUGGACUUUGAUACGCAGAGGAGGAGCUUGAAAAUCAGAUAUUCAAGACGUGUUUGUGUCAUCAAAGACUGAAGAAUACAAACG
This is a messenger RNA of Megalobrama amblycephala (Wuchang bream), 810 nucleotides long. RefSeq names its product microfibril-associated glycoprotein 4-like. Lineage: Eukaryota; Metazoa; Chordata; Actinopteri; Cypriniformes; Xenocyprididae. The record is from RefSeq and is a predicted model, not a curated record. The transcript has 6 exons. Gene Ontology annotation, biological process: elastic fiber assembly. Bases 16 to 798 code for a protein of 260 amino acids.